AUGACUUCAAUCAAAAUAUACAAUCCUGAUCAUAAAACCCAUCGUGUCCCGAACGUGUUUGGAUUUACUUGCUCAAGUUCGUCGUGUUACCUAAUAUAUCCUACAAGUAACAAUGGUUGGGAAUACCAAGAUCCAAACGGAGACAUUAUUAAUGCAAAUGAUAAUGUUUAUGACUCACCGAGCUGCUAUAAAUAUAUAAAAUUAAGCAACAAAAACGGAGCGUGUAUUGAUGCUCAGAAUGAAUGCGAAAAAGCGGGCGGCGGCACCACAGUAAUAAACAGCAUUGAGGAAUACGAGCAGUUGACAGAAAACGUGCUUCAAAUUCUAAAUUUCGGAGAAGAUAGUACAUUCAGUGUGUAUGUACAAAACCUCCAACUAGAUGGAAUAAGUAAAGGGUGCGCAAAAAUUAAAAUAGAGGAUGGAGUGUUCAACGAUGUAGACAUUGCAAACACUGAAUGCACUACAAGUCAUUUGAUAGACGCUAUUGUUUGCGAGUCCACGGACGUGAAUGUGGAAAUAUGUCUAAACGUGUCAACAAACAGAGCAAUGCAAACUAAUCCAACACCGGAACUUCCGACAACAGAAGCGGUAACAGAAGAGAGUACCAACUUGGUUGCUAUUGCAGCGCCAAUUGUUGUGAUCACAAUCCUAAUCAUUUUACUAAGUUUCCUGUUUAUCAGACGCAGAACGCGAAGAAAACAACCAGGAAAUGACGAACCUGUAGACAAAGUUGAAUACAAUGUUGAAGACGCAUCCUUACAAAAGAAUAACGGUAGAGAUCUGAAGCAGGGUACUACUACAAAUGAAGCUGUGUACGAGGUAAUAAUAGAUGAAGUCGAACACCAUGGUACUGCAGUUGAAGUCGAAUAUAAUGAUACCACAGUUGAAGAUGACUAUAACGAUACUGCAGUUGAAAUCGAAUACCACGAAACCUCAAUUGAAGUGGUAUACCAGAAUUCUAGCGUUGACAGAAGCAAACGGAAUAAAAGAGGUAAAGGAAUUACAAAUACAAAAUAAAGUUGGUGCUCAUCAGACUUGUUCAUCAGGUACCGUAGUCUUUAACCAUGACGUCACAAUGGCUGGACCUCCAGUUGAAUAUGACUCUGUCGACGAUAUUGGCCUUCCGUCACAUGAAGGAACAUACGCACGAAUACAUUUAAACAUUGGAUCACGAGUCCUGUAGUACAUCACUUUACAAUAAAGAUAAUAAAUUAAACAAUAAAAGCGAAAACGAUACUGAAAUGACGAUGUAAUUUAGGUAGGCCUCUUACAACAAACGCGUGAUCUAAAACUAAUUGCGGAAGAAACUUAAAUGAAACAGUAGGCCUAGGCCAAUCAACUUCUAAUAUUACAUGAAUGUGUAUUAGCAGAAACAUACCUCUUAUCAAAAAUUACCAGGACACCAUCGUGUAUUAUUCCACGCUGCGACACGGCAUACAACAGUCCGGGACAAAUUUUGAAUUUAUAAGAUCUGUCUAAAUUCCACAUUAGUGACGCAGAAUGCAGCAGUGGGCGAAAUGUAUUUUGGUUUUUGCUUGGAAAAUGACAAUGGUUGGUGCAAUAUGCCCUUCGUAAGUACUGUAAUGUAUAUCAAUGUAUUUAUAGGCAUAUUAGGCGUAACACUAAUUCGUUUAAAACUGGGCUGGAAGUUGUCAUGUUGCCGCUUGUCUUGUAUUUAUUACAUUAUUAAAUAAACUGAUUAUCAUUUGAAAAUCAAAGGGAAUAUAUUUCUUGUUGGGGAAUAAACUAAAAAUAUGAUAGCUUUAAGAUUAACAAGUAUUUUAUUUUGUUAUGCAAACUGGAAUAAAGUUUGUCUGCUCGAUGAGUGAUUUUUCAACAUUCAACACCAAAAAUUAUGGCAUUUGCAAGAAAAGAAAAGUAUUGAUACAUUACGCUAUGAAGUUACUUGUUCUUUUGGGAAAUGUUUCUAUAAUAUUUGGAUUUGAAAAAAUUGCUCACGUUGAAAAACGUUAUUUAAGUAUUACAAUGUAUUAUAUUUAUCCCGGUUUAAAUGAGCAAUAUUAAUAGUAAUACUAAAUACUAAAGCAAAAUGUUAUGAUCCUAAUUUGUAUCUUAGGCUGAUGCAUUGUGAUAUCUACCUUGCUUAAAAGAUAGAGUGAAGAAUUGAACGGACUCUGAAAAAUCUUUUCUGACAAU
Anneissia japonica is the source of this 2157-nucleotide messenger RNA. RefSeq lists its product as uncharacterized. The transcript has 6 exons. The record is from RefSeq and is a predicted model, not a curated record. Lineage: Eukaryota; Metazoa; Echinodermata; Crinoidea; Comatulida; Comatulidae. The coding region runs from base 1 to 1017 and encodes 338 amino acids.